AUGAUUCCAAGUCAACAAAGACGACUGACAUUUUACGAAGAUGCGCAAAAAGUAAUAAUAAAACAAAAUCCAUGGAUAAAAUUUAUUAACGUUAUACUUGCGCUCAUAAUUUUUAUACUUUUUACUGCCUAUGAUUUUAAUGCAAUUGGAGUAUUGAAUAAGGAAAGCGAGAAACUAGUUAACUCAAGCCAACGUUUAAAAUACAAUGAUAAUCAUGGAUUAGAAAUUAUCGGAUGGUGCUGCUGGAGUAUAUAUUUACAUGUUUUAUGUUUUUAUAUUAUACGGUUUUUUAUUAGCCCACCUUGGAAAAAUACCGAAAAUUUUUAUUAUGUCAAACCUGGAAAAUGGCGAACUUUAAUAAAAUUUCUAUUAAUUGACAUAUUACUGUCUUGCUUGAAUAUUCCACUUUCAUAUCCAUAUUUAAAAGAAUCGAUAACCUCAUGUAAUAUCGAAUCUUUAGACUCAGCGGAAUAUGAAUGGUGUACUAUCCGUACAAAACUUGUUAUAUUAGCAUGGUUAUCGAUAUUUAUUUGGUUUUUGGUGUAUCUAAUUUAUCUCACUCUUAUAUUCGUAAUUUUAUGUGAAAAGGUUUAUGUGAUUUUAAAGUCUUGGGUUAUUUAUCAGUAUCAAUAUAUGAAAGGAUUAUACUUAAUAUGGAUACGCAAAGAAAAGUUGAAAAAGCAAAGUGAAAUAGAAAUCGAAGAGUCUAAAGAUUUAAUUAGUAAGAGUUUUGAAGAUAAUUCUGGUGAGAAUGCUAAAUACGAUAUUAAUGAGGCUGAUGGAUUUGAAAUAGUUACUACUAAAUAA
Dentiscutata erythropus is the source of this 807-nucleotide messenger RNA. The record is from the annotation of a GenBank genome assembly. NCBI's taxonomy places the organism in Eukaryota, Fungi, Glomeromycota, Glomeromycetes, Diversisporales, Gigasporaceae.